AUUAUGGGAAGGAUCGCAGUUGCUUUAAAUUAUAGAAGUUGGCAAGUGCCUGGGAGAAGGAGUGGGAGGUUGUUUAAACUGAGAAAGACGGUUGCAGGACUUUGUACGACAGCAUGAGCUCCGAGCUUCGCACACAUCCUUUACUUUUCAUCAAGAUGCUUCUCUGCAUCGUUGUGAAGCAGCUUGAAUAGUAAACACAUUUCUGCUCUGAAUAAUUUUUAAUGGUUUCUAAAUUCAUGGGAGAACCAAAGCAAGGAAGUCUCAUGUUUGGGGAAGAAGUCUGAACCCAGCAAUGCCCAGGAAAGAGCCGAAGAUGAUUGUCCUGCUCUACGUGACGAGUCUUGCCAUCUGCGCAAGUGGACAACCCCGAGGCAACCAGGCGAAGGGAGAGAACUACUCUCCAAGGUAUAUCUGUAGCGUCCCUGGCUUACCCGGGCCUCCAGGCCCUCCUGGAGCAAAUGGGUCCCCUGGGCCCCACGGUCGCAUCGGCCUUCCCGGAAGAGAUGGUAGAGAUGGCAGGAAAGGGGAGAAAGGAGAAAAAGGCGCUGCAGGUCUGAAAGGUAAGACUGGACCCCUGGGCCUUGCUGGUGAGAAAGGAGACCAAGGAGAGACUGGGAAGAAAGGUCCCAUGGGACCAGAGGGUGACAAAGGAGAAGUCGGUCCAGCUGGGCCUCCUGGGCCAAAGGGAGACCGAGGAGAUCAAGGGGACCCAGGACUGCCUGGAGUGUGCAGAUGUGGAAGCAUUGUGCUCAAGUCUGCCUUUUCAGUUGGCAUCACAACCAGCUACCCAGAAGAAAGACUACCCAUCAUAUUUAACAAGGUCCUCUUCAAUGAGGGGGAACACUACAACCCUGCAACGGGGAAGUUCAUUUGUGCUUUCCCAGGCAUCUAUUACUUUUCUUAUGAUAUCACGUUGGCCAACAAGCACCUAGCCAUUGGGCUGGUGCACAACGGGCAGUACAGAAUACGGACCUUCGAUGCCAACACGGGGAACCAUGAUGUGGCUUCCGGGUCCACAGUCAUCUACCUGCAGCCAGAAGAUGAAGUGUGGCUGGAGAUCUUCUUCAAUGACCAGAAUGGCCUGUUCUCAGACCCAGGCUGGGCAGACAGCUUGUUCUCGGGGUUUCUCCUGUACGUUGACACAGAUUACCUAGAUUCUCUAUCAGAAGAUGAUGAGCUGUGAUCUGGACUGCAGACCCGAGUGUUACGGCAGCAACACCACAGUGGCUUACAACCUGGAGUGCUGCAAGGUGGAGCGAGUGAGAAGGAGAGUCAGAAAAAAAAAAG
Molecule: messenger RNA, 1287 nt
Organism: Acomys russatus (golden spiny mouse)
Lineage: Eukaryota; Metazoa; Chordata; Mammalia; Rodentia; Muridae
Gene: C1qtnf7
Product: C1q and TNF related 7
Exons: 3
Coding region: 293-1183 (296 amino acids)
Molecular function (GO): protein binding
Source: RefSeq, a predicted model, not a curated record